This is a messenger RNA of Colletotrichum abscissum, 969 nucleotides long. RefSeq lists its product as uncharacterized. NCBI's taxonomy places the organism in Eukaryota, Fungi, Ascomycota, Sordariomycetes, Glomerellales, Glomerellaceae. The coding region runs from base 1 to 969 and encodes 322 amino acids. The transcript has a single exon. The record is from RefSeq and is a predicted model, not a curated record.
AUGGAUCGAGCACGCACGCAGCCCGGCCUACCAGAUAUGGCUCAAUCUAAGUUGGGCAUGCCAAUCAUUGCAAUCAAUGGUGUGAAGUUGGACCUGUCUGAGGCGCCUGGGCGGACCCGUCGUCGUCUCCAUGCAUCUAAAUGCGCCUCCAUUCCACAAGACUCACAACACUGCGAACCGUCGUCGUCGUCGUCGUCUGCUGUACACGUACACAUUACGGUUACACAGUUCCAAGCUGCGUCUCGUCCCGCAAAGGCUGCAAUUGAACAGACCAGAACGAGAACAAGGUACUUAGUACGCCUUCCCCCUCCGGAAACGCCAAGUACCCAGGAAACGCCAAUCCGGGGCAGCUCUGUGCCUCGUGCCUGCGUCUGGCUGCUGUGCGCUGUUUGGUUCAUCCAUCGCCCGUUGUCCCACACGAUGCAAGUCGAAUCAAAAUGCGAAUCGAGUGUGCCUGUUUGCUGCGCAUGGUUACCCGACCUCGCGUCACUGGCGGCCAAGUCAAAGGUCAAGACGGACAACCUGGAAAGUCGGACAGACAAAGGUGCCGCUGCCCCACGGAGCGCAUUGCAUUGCACCGCAACGAUUCCUCGUCCAACGUGCUCUGUUUCCCACCGCCUCUCGCCCGAAUCCUCGAAUUCUGAGUCUGUCUGUCAGUCAGACUGUCUCUGUCCAAGACGCGCGUGGACCGAGGUAGACUUGCCAACGCAACGCACCACCUCAAGCCUGCCAGUCCCAUCUUGGCCGAUGAUCCGUCUUGUCGCGCGCCUUCAACGUCUGCAACUGGCUUGUUCCUCAUUCCUCUUGAUAAAUCGUCCUCCACGAGCACUGCAAACAACCAGCAAAGGCCCGUUCAUAUCGGGGCGGCGCAAGGAAAGGACGGAAGAUCUCAAUCGGCCAAGACUUUCACUUGUUUUACGCAUUACGCUAUCUGAGGUGGGAGAGCCGAUGUACCCGGUACCUACCUAG